Lepisosteus oculatus (spotted gar) is the source of this 1667-nucleotide messenger RNA. Lineage: Eukaryota; Metazoa; Chordata; Actinopteri; Semionotiformes; Lepisosteidae. The record is from RefSeq and is a predicted model, not a curated record.
AAACGGGGGGAGGGUCCUUCUCUUCAGUUGUCGCACUCGGCUUGUCUGGAAGGUUCCGUUACUGGCAAACUGACGUUUUACAUUCAUUCAACGACGAGUUCGUAUCUGAAUCCAUCCGAGUUCAGGAAUCAUUAUUUCGGUUCAAAACUGAUCCAUUUCCCUCUGGAAGACUUUAACAGCACUUAGGACAAAAUAUGCCCGAAGCCGCCGCACUAAAAGACUCCAGUGGUAAAAGCAAAGGAGGCGCCUUUGUGGAUCGUGACAAGCCAGCGCAGAUUCGUUUCAGUAACAUCUCUGCAGGGAAAGCUGUUGCAGAUGCCAUCAGAACCAGCCUUGGGCCCAAGGGCAUGGAUAAAAUGAUUCAAGAUGGAAAGGGUGAUGUAACCAUUACCAAUGAUGGAGCCACCAUCCUCAAACAAAUGCAGGUUCUUCACCCAGCUGCUAAAAUGCUGGUGGAGCUCUCCAAAGCUCAGGACAUUGAAGCUGGUGAUGGGACAACUUCUGUUGUGGUGAUUGCAGGUGCUCUUUUGGAUGCUUGUGCUAAACUGCUUCAGAAAGGAAUCCAUCCUACCAUUAUUUCGGAAUCUUUCCAGAAAGCUGUGGAGAAGGGUGUUGAGGUUCUGACAGCCAUGAGCCAGCCUGUGGAACUGAGUGACAGAGAGUCUUUGUUGAACAGUGCCACUACGUCACUGUGCUCCAAGGUUGUGUCCCAGUACUCCAGUCUGCUGGCACCAAUGAGUGUUGAUGCUGUGAUGAAGGUGAUUGAUCCAUCUACGGCCACGGGGGUUGAUCUCCAGGACAUUAAAAUUGUGAAGAAAUUGGGGGGAACCAUUGAUGACUGUGAGUUGGUUGAUGGACUUGUGCUUACGCAGAAAGUAGCAAACUCUGGUGUCUCUCGGGUUGAAAAGGCAAAGAUUGGUCUUAUUCAGUUCUGCUUAUCUCCUCCAAAGACGGAUAUGGAUAAUCAGAUUGUUGUGUCUGACUAUGCCCAAAUGGACAGAGUGCUACGUGAGGAGAGAGCUUAUAUCCUCAACUUGGUGAAGCAAAUCAAAAAGGCUGGAUGCAAUGUGUUGCUCAUUCAGAAAUCUAUUUUAAGGGAUGCACUGAGUGACUUGGCUCUUCAUUUCCUAAACAAGAUGAAGAUAAUGGUUGUUAAAGAUAUCGAAAGAGAAGAUAUUGAAUUCAUCUGCAAGACUAUUGGAAAUAAACCUGUGGCCCACAUAGACCAAUUCACAGCAGAUAUGCUGGGCUCUGCAGAGCUGGCUGAAGAAGUGAGCUUGGAUGGGUCUGGCAAGCUUGUCAAAAUUACUGGCUGCGCAAGCCCCGGAAAAACUGUCACCAUAGUGGUGCGUGGAUCCAACAAGCUUGUGAUUGAGGAAGCGGAGCGCUCCAUCCACGAUGCCCUCUGUGUGAUCCGCUGCCUAGUGAAGAAAAGGGCCUUGAUCGCUGGGGGAGGCGCUCCAGAGAUUGAGCUGGCUCUGCGCCUGGCUGAAUAUGCCCGCACGCUGAGUGGCAUGGAGGCCUACUGCGUCCGUGCUUUUGGCGAUGCUCUGGAGGUCAUUCCCUCCACGCUGGCAGAGAAUGCCGGGCUCAACCCUAUCUCCACUGUCACAGAGCUGAGGAAUCGGCAUGCGCAGGGAGAGAGGACAGCCGGCAUCAAUGUCCGA